AUGGCCAUUCUCCCUCUAGCUAACGAGACAGUUAAGAGAAUAUUAAAUGAAAAGAUUAUUAAAGAAAAUUUACUUAAUGUUUUAAUCGAUUCGGCUGACAAAGAAACCAUUUCAACAGGUGAGGAUAUUUACUACCAAGAAAUUUUUUUUAACGGCAAUACUUAUCAUGCAACUAAUGAUGCUUUACAACAUUUAGGAGACCGAGAUUGCUUACAAUUAGUCCUUGAAUUUAAAAAUGACAAAGAGAAAAUUGACUCCAUUCGUUCGUUUUUAGGAGAAAAUUAUAAAGCCAGCGUGGACUAUUAUUCAGGAAAAAAAUUAAAAGCAGAAAAAGAAGGAGAUAAAAUUUUGGUGCCGGACCCCGAAAAAGUAAUUUUUAAAAUCCGCAGUUCAAAGGCUGAUAAAGCCGAGGCUGUGGCCAAACUGGCCGCUUAUUAUAAUAUUGACGAAUCACGGAUUAUUGCUUUUGGCAAUGAUGUUAAUGAUAUAAAAAUGAUUGAAAAUGUGGGGUGGGGCGUGGCUAUGUCAAACGGAAAUGACGAUUUAAAGCCUUACGCUCGCAGCAUCACUAGACUUGAUAAUCACCACGGGGGA
Racocetra persica is the source of this 594-nucleotide messenger RNA. NCBI's taxonomy places the organism in Eukaryota, Fungi, Glomeromycota, Glomeromycetes, Diversisporales, Gigasporaceae. The record is from the annotation of a GenBank genome assembly.